Molecule: messenger RNA, 3821 nt
Organism: Miniopterus natalensis
Lineage: Eukaryota; Metazoa; Chordata; Mammalia; Chiroptera; Miniopteridae
Source: RefSeq, a predicted model, not a curated record
AAAUAAAUAAAUAAAUAAAUAAAUAAAUAAAUAAAUAAAUAAAUAAAUAAAGUGUUAUAGCUUCUUAGCAUGCCAGACUAUAAGAAUCCUAGAAGCUAAAUACUAUUAUUACCCAUAUUUUACAAGUCAGGAAACAGAGAUACAUAAGUUGCCCAAGACUGCAGAUAGUAAGUGGCAGACUAGAAUUCUAAUGCAGACAUUUUGGUUUCAAAAUCCAUGUUCUUAAUCACUAUGCUAUACUGCCUCCUAGGUCUAAGAUGUCCCUUCUAGGUCUUUCUAUAUUACUCUUUAUCUAUACAUAUAUUGUGAUAUUUUAAUUACCACCACAUUUUCUAGCCUGUGAGCUCCAUAAAUACAAGGAUUAUUGUUAUAUGCCAUUUCCUUACAUGUGUAUUUUAUAUAUAUGAAAAAAAUAAUGAUGUUACUAACUAUAAUUGACUGAACUCAAGUAUUUACAAGAGUUGAGGAGAGAAUAUAUUAGCAAUUAGUACAGACAUGGCCUGAAUAAAAUACCAUUUCUUCAGUUCAAGAAAUUUUUAUGGAUUCUUCAUGUCAAGCAUUCACAACAGUGGUAAUAAUUGUACUAAACAGACCUUAUUUGGAUCCCAAUUCAAACAAACCAACAAUUAAAAACAUUGUUGGAAAAAACUGGGGUAACAAAACACAGAUUGAGUAUUAAUUAUAUCCAGGAAUUAUUGCUAAAUGUGUUGAUUGUGAUAGUGGUAUGGUAGUUAUAUUUUUAAAGUCCUUAUCUAUUACAGAUACUUUAUGAAGUAUUUAGAAAUAAAAAUAUGAUGUCUGGGAUUUGCUUUAAAAUACUCCAGAUGUAUUCAUGAAUUACUUUUUCAAAGAUUAAAAAAAAAAAUUACUGAAAAAAGAUUCAUAGAGACACAUGGUGGCGCUGCAGGAUAAGAUGAAAACAGUGCAUGGACCACAUUGUGGGCUCCAUUAUUCAAGGGAACAGAGAACAUACAACCCUUUCGAAAGAGAGGCAUUAAGGAGCUUCACUUUCAGAGCUGCUGAAGGACUAUACACCCUCUGAGCAUCGGCUUCCAAAAUUAGGGCUAAACUUAAAUUUGUCCACAAAAGAGGCUGCUUGAAGGAACCAUGGAGAUCAAAGGAGCACUCACUCUGCGGAAAAGGCAAGUCCUGAUUCUCUUUGUUUUGCUGGGAUUUUCUGAGGCGGGUCCUGGAUCUGUGCGCUAUUCUGUGGUAGAGGAAACAGAAAUUGGAUCUUUCAUAGCCAAUCUGGCAAGAGAUCUGGGGCUUGGGGUGGAGGAGCUGUCCUCACGGGAGGCCAGGAUAGUUUCUGAUGAUAAUGAAAAGCAUUUACACCUCAAUUUGUUGACUGGAGAUUUGCUCCUAAAUGAGAAACUAGACCGAGAAGAGCUGUGUGGCUCCACCGAGCCCUGUGUGUUGCAUUUUCAGGUGUUAUUGCAAAACCCUUUAGAGUUUUUUCGGGCUGAGCUGCACAUCAAAGAUAUAAAUGAUCACUCCCCUACAUUCCUGGACAAGGAAAUACUUUUGAAAAUAUCAGAAAGUACCACUCUUGGAACAACAUUCCUAAUGGAGAGUGCCCAAGAUUUGGACAUAGGAAGCAACAGUCUCCAAAACUACACAAUUAGCCCCAAUUCUCAUUUCUACAUUAAAAUUCAAGACAGUGGUGAUGGAAAGAUAUACCCAGAACUGGUCCUGGACAGAAUGUUAGAUCACGAAGAGGAGCCUGAGCUCAGAUUAACACUUGUAGCACUGGAUGGUGGGUCCCCACCCAGGUCUGGAACAACUUUGGUUCUCAUCAAGGUCUUGGACAUAAAUGACAACUCCCCUGAGUUUUCUCAGAGGCUCUAUGAGGUACAGGUCCCGGAGGACACAGCCAUUGGCUCCUGGGUAAUUACCAUCUCUGCUAAGGACUUGGAUGCAGGAAAUUAUGGGAAAAUAUCUUACAUAUUUUUACAUGCAUCUGAAGACAUUCGUAAAACAUUUGAAAUCAACCCAACAUCUGGUGAAGUUCGUUUGAUAUCUAGCUUGGAUUUUGAAGUAAUACAGUCCUACACUAUAAAUGUUCAGGCAACAGAUGGUGGGGGUCUUUCAGAAAAAUGCACUCUUCUGAUUACAGUAAUGGAUAUCAACGAUAAUGCACCAGAAGUGACCAUGUCAUCAAUUACAAACAGAGUACCAGAAAACGCGCCACAGACCCUUGUCGCUGUUUUCAGUAUUCGAGACCAAGACUCUGGGGACAAUGGAAGGAUGGUUUGCUCAAUUCAAGACGAUCUCCCUUUUAUCCUGAAACCAACGUUCAAGAAUUUCUUCACUUUGGUCACCGAAAAACCACUGGACAGAGAGAGCAGAGACGAGUACAACGUCACCAUCACCGUCACCGACAUGGGGACCCCCAGGCUGACAACCCAGCACCACAUAACCGUGCUGGUCUCCGACGUCAACGACAACGCCCCCGCCUUCACCCAAACCUCCUACACCCUCUUCGUCCCCGAGAACAACAGCCCCGCCCUGCACAUCGGCAGCGUCAGCGCCACCGACGCCGACGCGGGCGCCAACGCCCAGCUCACCUACUCGCUGCUGCCGCCCCCGGACCCCGGCCUGCCGCUGGCCUCGCUGGUGUCGGUCAACGCCGACAACGGCCACCUGUUCGCCCUGCGGGCGCUGGACUACGAGGCCCUGCAGGCCUUCGAGUUCCGCGUGCGCGCCACCGACCGCGGGGCGCCGGCGCUGAGCGGCCAGGCGCUGGUGCGCGUGCGCGUGCUGGACGCCAACGACAACGCGCCCUUCGUGCUGUACCCGCCGCAGAACGGCUCUGCGCCCUGCACCGAGCUGGUGCCCAGGGCGGCCGAGCCCGGCUACCUGGUGGGCAAGGUGGUGGCGGUGGACGGCGACUCGGGCCAGAACGCCUGGCUGUCCUACCAGCUGCUCAGGGCCACGGAGCCCGGGCUGUUCGGCGUGUGGGCGCACAACGGCGAGGUGCGCACGGCGCGGCCGCUGAGCGAGCGCGACGCGCCCCGCCAGCGGCUGCUGGUGCUGGUCAAGGACAACGGCGAGCCGCCGCUGUCGGCCAGCGUCACGCUGCACGUGCUGCUGGUGGACGGCUUCUCGCAGCCCUACCUGCCCGCGCGCGACGCGGCGGCCGACGCGGCCCCGGCCGACCCGCUCACCGUCUACCUGGUGGUCGCGCUGGCGGCCGUGUCGUCGCUCUUCCUGUUCUCGCUGCUGGCGCUCGUGGCGGUGCGGCUGUGCCGGCGGAGCGGGGCCGCCUGGGCGGGGGGCUGCGCGGCGCCCGGGGGCCGCUUUCCGGGCCCCCUGGUGGAUGUCAGCGGCGCGGGGACCCUGUCCCAGAGCUACCCGUACGAGGUGUGUCUGACGGGAGGUACUGGGACAGAUGAGUUUAAAUUUCUAAAGCCGAUCAUUCCCAGUCUUCCAGUCCUCGACACUAGUAGGAAUGCAGAGGAAAAUGAGAACUUUAGGAAUAGCUUUGGAUUCGGUAUCCAAUAAAAAGUUAUUUUAAACACUUCAUCUUUCCUUACCCUUGGCAACCUGGGGAUACGUUGCUGACUUGUAGUGGAUUUGGGUUGUACAGUAGUUGCAUGCAUUAUUCCUCAUGCUCUUGCAGUUGCGUUUAAAAAUCUUUAUUAAUGGCUAUAAAUAAAUAGAAACAUAAUUUGUGUGUGUGUAUAUUGGCUCUUGCCUGGUUGCUCAGAUGGUUAGAGCGUCAUCCUGAUACAAGUUUAUAGGUUUGGUUCCCUGUCAGGCACAUACAAGACUCACCCAAUGAUGCAUAAGUAAGUGGAACAGCCCUGGCUGGUUUGGUU